GUUUCCUCCCCUUCAUGAGCCUCUUUUUUCCUCCUCCUACUCUCUCCCUGCCUCUCCCACCUUUCUCCCUUCCAAUCUCUGUCUUCCCCCAGUUAGUCAGAAAGGUGUGCUGAUCAGUGCUGCAGAAGUUUUGUUUCUUUCUCUGUCAAAAUGUCUUGGACUCGAGCACUCAUCCUGUUCUUGCUCUCCACCCUCUUCAUCCUCACCUGUUCCAGGACGGUGAAAAGUGCAGCUGUGAGGGAUGACUCCAAACCAGUUGAUUCUAAAGAUGCUGCUCGCCAGGUGUUUAUGCCCGCAUCAGACGCCUCAAAAUUCAUCAAACGUCGCAGUCGCCGUUCAACAAGCUACUACGCUGAGCUCCAAGCUGAGCAGAGAGUGAAAAGAGCAGACAGCCUACGAAGGAGAGAGCUUAAUGAAGAGCGAAGGAACAAGUAUGAGAACUACCUCGAGGAGGAUCGUGAUGAAGUAAAUGAGAGGUCGAGGGAGACGGGUGAGCAGUGGCGAGAGUACCACUACGACGGGCUCUAUCCUCGAUUUUACUGGUUUCACUGAGAUCCACCAAGAGCCGGACUAAAGCACUUCUCAUUAUACCACAAAACUAACUUUACCUAUUAAACAGUUUGAGAGCAAGUGCUCAAUUUAUCCAUGUAUUUGUACCAACAAGGUAUCUCCUAGCUACGUUAUAUAAACAUUUUUACUGAGUAACGUGGCACACUGCAGAGUAUUGUGCAGUUCUAGAUAGUAGGCUUAAUGUUUUGCAUGAUUAUCUGUACAUUGAAGUGAAUUCAUGUCAUGAUUUUUGCACUGUAUUAGCAGAAACAGAACAUUUGCCUACACAGGGUUGUGCUGGUUUAGUUUUUGCAGAUCUGUUUAAAUGAAGAAAAAAUAAAGAUCAGUUUCCAUUCCUUUAA
This is a messenger RNA of Nothobranchius furzeri (turquoise killifish), 911 nucleotides long. It is a transcript of the gene ucmaa, whose product is annotated as upper zone of growth plate and cartilage matrix associated a. Gene Ontology annotation, cellular component: extracellular matrix. Gene Ontology annotation, biological process: regulation of osteoblast differentiation; embryonic skeletal system development. Lineage: Eukaryota; Metazoa; Chordata; Actinopteri; Cyprinodontiformes; Nothobranchiidae. The record is from RefSeq and is a predicted model, not a curated record.